Messenger RNA from Neurospora tetraspora, 1732 nucleotides. RefSeq lists its product as uncharacterized. The record is from RefSeq and is a predicted model, not a curated record. Bases 471 to 1424 code for a protein of 317 amino acids. The transcript has a single exon. Lineage: Eukaryota; Fungi; Ascomycota; Sordariomycetes; Sordariales; Sordariaceae.
CUUGUUCCCAGUUCCACAAAGCAACGUUAAAUUGUGACAGUGAAGACGGGAUUGAAACAAGGCGACUUUGUGCCAUUGCUCGACAAACAUCAUACGAUUACACGACCUCUCUGGACAAACCUAUACCGACGACACAACUCUACUGAAGAGACAAGAGCGUCCUCAUUAAGCGCUCAAAAGUGCCGCCCUAGUAGUACCUCACGCACCUAGCUCGCCUCGGACAUCCGCCGACCCCAACAACGGCAGUUCGUCCCCGACCCGCAAACAGCGAGACACCAAGCUCCAUUGAACAACACAACGAACCCACCCAGCGAUAAGGGUGUCUCAACGGACGAUCGAUCACUCCACGCUCUCUUCUGUGCCGCUUUUCUUUGUUUCCAAACAUCAUCUUGUCCAGAAAGAACCGUCCUCAUCUACACGAACGAUACUCGGCGCAUAACCGCGAUCCAUUGCUCUCAAAUACCCCGACAAUGUCACCUCCAAACGCCCCUGGCGCUGGCGCUCCACCACCCUUCUCCUCGACCCCAGACCCCACUCCGGCGACUACAACGGCAAUAAGCAACCUGAUGCCUCCUCCCCCGCCUCUGCUCCUCAGCAAGCGCGUCACCGCUUUCCUCCACGCAAACCUCUCGCCAUACAUCCGAACGGCGGCGCUGACCACCCCCGCGGGGAAACUGCUCGCCCAUGCUAGUAACGGGCUGAGCGCUAGCGCGCUGAGGCGACAAUGCGCCGUGGCCGCUUCACUUUGGGGACUCCAUCACCCGUCAGGCUCUGGAUACGGUGGCGGCGACGCGCAUACGGCAGAGGACCACCAUGUGAUUGGGAGUCCAACAGGGAGCACAGCUAGUCAGAGCACAGUUGGGACAACGAGGGGGGGCGCAGCAGGAGGAGGCGGGCUAAGGGCGCGGCCAGUGCCUGGACAGGCGGUCACGGUGCAAAUGGACAACGGGCUGGUGUUUGUCAUCAGAAGGCUGAGGUGCGGUAUGUUGUUCAUAUGCAUGGGUGGUGAAGAGGGACACGGCAAUGGGAAACAGCCAGGGGAGACGGAAGCGAAUGGAGAGGGGCCACCGACACCACAUCUCGACCCUGGUCACCAACACCAUCUCCCCUUGCGCGCAGGGCCACAUCGGACACCUACAUCAUCGUCAGCGACGUCGGCGAGGUCGAAGAGGGAAGCCGAUCUUUCUGGGGAAAACACACCCCUUAGCACAUCCAACAACACGGCGCCGUCUGCGUCGACCAGUCAAGGCAGCAACACCAACGCCGCUAACAAUGCCACAUCAGCCGCCCGCGGUCCGUCAGCCUCGAGCGUCCGGGCAAUGAGGAGACAGGUGGAGGAAUUGGCGCGUUGGCUGGAUGAGCGACUAGGCACGCUCCAUGUUCCGGAGGAGGGCAUUGGUCUUGGGUUUGGAGGGUCUCCUUGAGUGGAGUUGCGGUAGAAACAGCACAAAUAACUUGAUGACGACUUGGCGAUGAGGCGCAAAAGCGAAUACCAUGGUUUGUAGUUACAUAAUAUCUUAAUAGAGAUGUCUUAAGAGGAGGAUGGGCAACCUAGCAAGACUGCUUGAAGAGAGGAGAGAGAGAAGGGUUCAAACAACAAUCCAAAAACGCACAAUGAUGUCUCGGGAUUUGUUGGCUUUCUUGAAGCGGCAUUGCAUCAUACCCAGCGGAUAGCCAAAUGCAAGACAUGUUUCGGUUUUGUACCAACUUGGUGACCUUUCGUGACAUUCUG